Molecule: messenger RNA, 4890 nt
Organism: Clupea harengus (Atlantic herring)
Lineage: Eukaryota; Metazoa; Chordata; Actinopteri; Clupeiformes; Clupeidae
Gene: npas2
Product: neuronal PAS domain-containing protein 2-like
Exons: 21
Coding region: 1964-4585 (873 amino acids)
Biological process (GO): circadian regulation of gene expression; regulation of transcription by RNA polymerase II
Cellular component (GO): cytoplasm; CLOCK-BMAL transcription complex; nucleus
Molecular function (GO): RNA polymerase II cis-regulatory region sequence-specific DNA binding; DNA-binding transcription factor activity, RNA polymerase II-specific; protein dimerization activity
Source: RefSeq, a predicted model, not a curated record
AGUUGUGGUCAGCAGCAAACAAGGCCUUUCCAGGGAGCAAGUGCGCCCAAAUCUUGCCAGGAAAAAUGCACAACCACUGCACUUCGGAAACCUCAAGAACCUUGGUUUUCCCAGGUGUUUCCGCUUGCUAUGAACAGGGUUGAACUUUUCUGGCCACUGCCAGUAUUAAGAGUGGUCAAACAGCUGUGAAUGGUAGCUGGAAGAACUGGAUAGUCAUCGCAGGAACAUGAAGAAUUAGCAUCUCUUUACAAUGAGAUAAUAUUCCUUACAGGGAAUUAGUGUUUGGUAUUCUGAACUCAGGUUAACAUUAGUCACCAUGUAGGCUACUUUCAGCAGAAUAUAGAUACAGUACAUUUUCAGAAUGUGAAAGGGCUGAAAAAGAAAAUUUGUCUUGAAAAGUUGGUAUGGUAUUUGAAGCAAUAAGGACCAGACAAAGAUGGAAUCCGAGCCGUGCUUUUCUUGUCCGUUUAAUUGUUUGGUCCUCAGUUGUUUGUGUUGGUCAACAACAUGCAAUUACAGCGCUAGAUUCACUGAAAUAUAAAUUAGGACAAGGGACACUGCUGCAAUGAUGGCAUCCAUCCAGCUACUGUCACAUCGCUGUGCAGAGAAACCACUCAUCAAUAUUCACAGAUAAGGAGAUCCAGCUGAACUUGUCACCUGUGGGAAGUGCUGUCUGUCUCUUUGGGAGGAGGAGGAGGGGGAGGAGGAGGAGGAGGAGGAGGGGAUUACCUCAGCUCUUUUUUAUCUGAAAGGACAGUAUUUGUUCUUUUUGAUUCUUUCCAUCUAGGAAAACCUGCUGUGACUUAACUUAUAAACUUCAAUUUCCACUGGCGACAUUCAUUUUUUUUCAGUAGAGAAGGCAGCUUUGUAAAAGAUCUGGAUGAUCAAAAUCUUCAUUCAUUUAUAAUGAAAAUGUUUCCGUUUCAGAGCUCGUGUCUGUCACAGAGACAUCUACUAUUGUAACUGUACUUAAAGGAUGCAGAAAGAGUUUUUCUAAUUAAAAUUGCAUGUUGCAGCUUUCAAUGUUUAUUUUCAUCUGCCAGUAACCACUUUAAAUGGUUAUAUUUUCAGGAGUGUACAACAGCUGUUGCUGGGCACAGGGUCACUGUAUUGCUGUGUUGGUCCACUGGUAGUUUCAGUGUUUUUCAGCAGUUUUAUAGUUUUUGCAGUUUCAUAGUUUUUGUGUGUUCAUAUUUUCUUCAUAUGUGAGGUUAACACAAUGAAAUUGGACCUCUGUAGUUCUGUGUACUCAAUACGAAGUAGUGCAAGGCAAACUGUUGGCAUUUUUGGGAAAAUGAAGUAAUUCAUUUAGUUAUGUUUAAUUUUAGUGCAGUCUUUGCUGAGCCCUUCAUAAAGCAUGUGAUGAGCGAUAUGAACGUGCUCUGGUCACCAUACCCUCUACUUAGUCUAAGACUACAGCCAACCCUUUUAUGCUGAGUGUGCACUGAUGCGCUUUGCACUUAAAUUGAUGAAAAGAGCAGUUGCCGGCUGCGAAUGAUUGGAUGAAUUAGUGAAUGCAAUACUGGCCUUGUUCUAUCAGAUUGAUUUAGAAUAAUGCAGUUUCAUACUUUCUAUAUAGCAUACUUUUUAUAACCAAUGGUGAAUUGUCUACUUUAUUCCUAAACCUGUUCUGCUCUUUCUCUCUUGUUCACAGGUUCUCAUGAGUCUGUUGAGGAUCUCUGGAGCUACCCUGGUGAUCACGUCAACCAUAGAGGCUAACACAGGCAACAGAUUGUCAGUGGACUAGACGCAGCUGCCAAGCUCAGUCACAAGCGCACUGGUGUCAGCCCCCCUCCCCCCUGCACAGUUGGUGGCUAACAGAUAGCGUGGCUACGUGACAGCGGCUAACAUUUAGCCUGCUAGCGAGCGGAGGUUUGAGGGAGGAGAUACAGGUCACUGUUUCCAGGCGAGUGCCCGCACAGCCGGCGUGAAUGGCACACGCUAGCCUUAACCGAGAGUCUGGAUGGGAGAGGGCGUGAGCAUGGACAAUCUUAGCGAGUUUGGUAGCCUGUGUCCGUCAAGCCGGCGGGAAUGGGACACCAGCAGCUGCGUGGACGAUCUUAUGGAUGAAGAUGAGAAAGACAGAGCAAAAAGGGCGUCCCGUAACAAGUCGGAGAAGAAGCGCAGAGACCAGUUCAAUGUGCUCAUCAAGGAGCUGUGCACUAUGCUGCAGGGCCAGGGCCAUCCCCGCAAGAUGGACAAGUCCACCAUCCUGCAGAGGACCAUCGACUUCCUCCAGAAACAGAAAGAGAUCACUGCUCAAACAGAUUCAUGUGAAAUCAGACAAGACUGGAAGCCUUCAUUUCUCAGCAAUGAAGAAUUCACUCAGUUGAUGCUGGAGGCUUUAGAUGGUUUCCUCAUCGCACUCACCACAGAUGGAAACAUCAUUUACGUGUCUGAUAGUGUCUCUUCUUUAAUUGGCCAUUUACCGUCAGAUAUGGUGGACCAAAACAUUCUGAACUUCCUGCCGGAGCGGGAGCAUGCGGAGGUCUACAAGCUGCUCUCCUCGCACAUGCUCAUGACAGACCCCAUCGCUGCAGACUUCCUCGAUGGUGAAACACACAUCGAGUUCUGCUGUCACUUAGCCAGGGGUAAUAUUGACCCCAAGGAGCCUCCGACCUAUGAGUAUGUCAAAUUCGUUGGAGAUUUCAAGUUUCAUAACAAUGUGCCUACGUCGUCGUGUAACGGCUUCGAGCUGACGUUCCCCAGGACCCUGCAGUCCACCCUGGAGGACCAGGUCUGCCUUGUGGCCACAGUGCGCCUCGUCACCCCACAAUUCCUCAAGGACCUGUGUAAGGUCGAAGACCCGUGCGAUGAGUUCACCUCCAGACACAGCCUGGAGUGGAAGUUCCUUUUUUUAGACCACAGAGCCUCUCCUAUCAUAGGCUAUCUGCCAUUCGAGGUCCUGGGCACCUCCGGCUAUGAUUACUAUCAUGUGGAUGACCUGGAGCUCAUAGCAGAAUGUCAUAAACAAUUGAUGCAGUUUGGGAAGGGGAAAUCGUGUUACUACCGAUUCUUGACAAAAGGCCAGCAGUGGAUCUGGCUCCAAACACACUACUACAUCACCUACCACCAGUGGAACUCCAAACCAGAGUUUAUUGUCUGCACACACACUGUAGUCAGCUAUGCUGAAGUACGAGCAGAGAGGAGGAGAGAGUUUGGACUCGAAGAGAGUUCCACUGAAUUGGCUGCCUCUUCUAUGAAGGGGCAGGAGGUCUUCGUGUGUCCCCCUAUAGAUCCUCAAGUAGACCGAUCUGCAGUCAGUGGGGCUCGCUCCGUGUCCUCACACAGCUCUCGCAAGUCAUCACACACGGCACUGUCUGACUCAGCCUCAAACUCUUCAGUUAGAUACACAGAUGUCUGCACUUCAUCACGCCAGUCAGCCUCCAUUGGGCCAGAGAAGAGCUCCAGCAGAAUGCCACAGAGCGGCUCAAAGACGCUGAUCCAGAGGCGGAGCUCCUCAGAACCCGUCCCCCUUUCACCCUCCUGCAGCCAGCACUCCGUCAUGCAGCAGUCCCUGUACCCAUUCCAGCCGCCGCAGCUGGGGGUGAUGCACCAGCUGAAGGAGCAGCUGGAGGAGAGGACGCGCAUCCUGCAGGCCGACAUCAAGACCCAGCAGCAGGAGCUUCACGACAUUAAAGAAAAGCUCCAGCUGGCCAACCUACAGAUGUUGUUACAGCAACCACUCCAAAAUGACUUCCCCUCCCCACCGCCACAGCAGCAGGGCCCGGGUCGGCCGUCUCCGCACGGCCAGUCGGGUGUGAUCAGGCAGGCCAGCGGACACCCCAAACCCCCCGUCUGUGGACCCCACAACUCCGCCCCCCAACACGUGCUACUCAGAGAUGCACCGAGCAGCUCCUCCCCACAGCAGCAGCAGCAGCAGCAGCAGAGGCUAGGGCGUGGUGGUCCUAUGCAGACAGUGAGCCUGCCCGUGCAGACCCACGCCAGCUUGACCAUGCCCUUCUACAGCAACCCCAUGCUCUUCUCCCACACCAGCUCCAGGGCCCUGCAGGAGCCCAGCCAAAGACACACGGCCACCGCCGACUAUGGCCAGGAGGGACAGCUCCGGAUGCUGCUCAACCAGCCCAUGCAGGCUCUCGUGCAGGACGGCGCUGGAAGCGCCCAGGCCUCACAGUCCAUCCAGCAAACCAAAUACUCCCUGGAUCAGCAGAUGAUGCAGCCCUCGUUCCCGGUGCAGCAGGUGAACUGUAACGCCGUGCUGGUGCCCUCGGCCAUGCCCGUCUUCACUUCACCCAUCAUGAUCCCCCACAACACCUUCAUCACCCACCAGGCCCAGCCCGCCUACCAUCCUCACCCUCAUCAGCAGCAGCAGCAGCAGCAACAGCAGCAACCGCAACAACAGCACUUCUUUCAGAUGCAGCCCCAAGGUCUCUUACACAGUGGCCAAGCUCAGGCCUUCUUCCACACCACUAACGUCCCACAACAAGGUGCCGUGAGCUACAUCCAGCAACAGCCACAGCAACAGCAGCAGCAGCAGCAACAACAACAACAACAACAACAACAACACCAUUCCCAGACUCAAGCAGGCAGCCUAUCAGACUUCAGGAACUUGCUCCAGAGGUAGCCACGCCUCCUGGGGAAGGAGGGGCUUAAGACUGCAUGGAGCACUCAGCCAGGAGUGAGGGGUGAGGGGUGAAGGGUGAAGGAAUGCUGGCAAAACAAAAACAAAACAAACUAAAUGAGUCGAGAAGACGUGUUGGACUCUACUCCGUAGAGGAUAAAGACAAACGUGCUGUCCCUUACAACAAACCGAUGUCAUGAGGAAGCCAAAGUCCAGUUGUUUCCACGGUGUUGCCCUGUGACCUGAGAGACUCAUCCCCUGGAUGCCCUUUUGCCCUGUGUUGUCAAGGAUGCAGGGGGGGGGGGGGG